CGAGUAAAGGGGCGCUGCAGGCAGCAGCCGCCCCCGCCCCGCGCUCUCCGGCUCCCCCCACCUCCUCUUGGGCUUCAGGGUGUGUGCGAGGCACGCUGGCCUCUCACUUGCGGGCCUCUCCUCUUCUCUCCCUGUGGUGUUCUGGUUCUGAAUUCAUCCAGGGUCCAGGAUGACAAUCCGGCACCAAGGCCAGCAGUACAGGCCGAGGAUGGCAUUUCUCCAGAAGAUUGAAGCGCUAGUGAAGGACAUGCAGAGCCCGGAGACGGGGGUCCGAAUGCAGAACCAGAAGAUCCUGGUCACCAGCAUCCCUCACGCCAUGACAGGAAGUGAUGUUCUGCAGUGGCUUGUCCAGCGGCUCUGGAUCUCCAGUCUGGAGGCGCAGAACUUGGGCAACUUCAUCGUCAAGUACGGCUACAUUUACCCCCUGCAGGACCCCAAGAAUCUCAUUCUCAAGCCCGAUGGCAGCCUCUACCGAUUCCAGACGCCGUAUUUCUGGCCAACCCAGCAGUGGCCAGCUGAAGAUACAGACUAUGCCAUCUAUCUGACCAAGCGAAAUAUCAAGAAGAAAGGGGUUUUAGAAGAACACGAAAAGGAAAACUACGAUUUCUUGAACAAAAAAAUCAACUACAAGUGGGACUUUGUCAUUAUGCAGGCCAAAGAGCAGUACAGGACCGGGAAGGAAAGGAAUAAAGCAGACAGGUAUGCCCUGGACUGCCAGGAGAAGGCGUACUGGCUGGUCCACCGAAGCCCUCCAGGAAUGAACAACGUGCUGGACUAUGGCCUGGACCGAGUGACCAAUCCGAAUGAAGUUCAGGUAAACCAGAAACAAACAAUCACUGCUGUCAAAAAAGAGAUCAUGUAUUACCAACAGGCCUUAAUGAGGUCCACAGUGAAGUCUUCGGUGUCCCUUGGAGGGAUCGUCAAAUACAGUGAGCAGUUUUCGUCCAAUGACGCCAUCAUGUCAGGCUGCCUCCCUAGCAAUCCUUGGAUAACAGAUGACACCCAGUUCUGGGAUUUAAAUGCCAAAUUGGUGGAAAUCCCAACCAAGAUGCGUGUGGAACGGUGGGCCAUCAACUUCAGUGAAUUGAUUCGAGACCCCAAGGGGCGCCAGAGCUUCCAGUACUUUCUCAAGAAAGAAUUCAGUGGAGAGAAUCUGGGAUUCUGGGAAGCCUGCGAGGAUCUGAAGUACGGAGAUCAGUCCAAGGUCAAGGAGAAAGCGGAGGAGAUUUACAAGCUAUUCCUGGCCCCAGGUGCGAGGCGGUGGAUCAACAUUGAUGGCAAAACCAUGGACAUCACGGUCAAGGGGCUGCGGCACCCCCACCGCUACGUGCUGGACGCUGCGCAGACCCACAUUUACAUGCUCAUGAAGAAGGAUUCUUAUGCUCGCUAUUUGAAAUCUCCCAUCUAUAAGGAAAUGCUGGCCAAAGCUAUUGAACCUCAGGAAACCACCAAGAGAAGCUCCAGCCUCCCAUUUAUGCGGCGUCACCUGCGCUCCAGCCCGAGCCCCGUCAUCCUGAGGCAGCUGGAGGAGGAAGCCAAAGCUCGGGAAGCAGCCAACACGGUGGACAUCACCCAGCCUGGCCAGCACACUGCUCCCAGCCCCCACCUGGCCGUGUACACGGGGACUUGCGUGCCCCCCUCUCCUUCCAGCCCCUUCUCCUCCUCCUGCCGCUCCCCCAGGAAGCCCUUCCCCUCGCCAGGCCGCUUCAUGCGGAGGCCCAGCAGCACCGUCUGCCCCUCGCCCAUCACGGUGGCUGUGGAAGGCUCGGAGCAGAAGGGCGAGGCCGGUGGGUCCAGUGCCGGCCCAGGACCCUCCAAUGCAGACACCAGCGAGGCCUCCGCCGACUGCCCCUGGCCCCGGCCCCCGCCCAGGGCCCCUCUCAAGGCCCGCAUGGCUGUGUCCUUCAGCAGUUUUCUGAGACGAGGCUGUUUGGCCUCCCCCGUCUUUGCCAGGCUCUCGCCCAAGUGCCCCCCUGUGUCCCAUGGGAAGGUGCAGCCCCUAGGGGAUGUGGGUCAGCAGCUGCCACGGCUGAAAUCCAGGAGAGUGACAAACUUUUUCCAGAUCAAAAUGGAUGUGCCUGUGGAGCGUGGCACCUACCUGAUGGACGCGGAGGACACGGGGCCAGGAGCCUCGGGCGACCAGGCCAUCAAGAAGGAGGUCAUCUGCCCCUGGGAGAGCCUGGCCUAGGGCAGAGCUGGCCGAGUCAGGGGCCUGGGACCAGCAGGUGCUCCCGGCAGACUCUGCUGGGUGAGGCAAGGGGACGUGCUCUCGAACCUCAGUG
Messenger RNA from Myotis myotis, 2282 nucleotides. It is a transcript of the gene RGS9, whose product is annotated as regulator of G protein signaling 9. The record is from RefSeq and is a predicted model, not a curated record. The transcript has 19 exons. NCBI's taxonomy places the organism in Eukaryota, Metazoa, Chordata, Mammalia, Chiroptera, Vespertilionidae. The coding region runs from base 170 to 2188 and encodes 672 amino acids. Gene Ontology annotation, biological process: regulation of G protein-coupled receptor signaling pathway; intracellular signal transduction; G protein-coupled receptor signaling pathway.